GUGAUGUACAUCAGACAGGUACUGGUCAAGGAUGAGCUGGUGACAUUUCAGUGGUGCAAAAAUGAUUGACAUUGUUGCAAAGAAGGGAAAGGUCACCUCAAGAUGGCAGCAGGACAAUACAGUUCAUCAGAACUGGUUCCAUCUUUAUCUUGACACAUGGACUUAAAUAGCAGGUGUCGUGAAGGACAAGGACAGCAGGCAAAGUACAUUUCGCUGGCGCAGACACAUCUCUUUAGCUGACUUGGACUAGCUGAUUGACACUUUCUCUGAGCUGACAGGAUAUGCAGUGGGUGUUUACCCUGGGACCAACAUAUUUCAGUGUCAGGACAUGGAACCUCACAUUGUCUGACUUGUCAGCUCCAGAUGGAUCGUCUUGAAGAAAAUGUAUAUGAGACCCCGGAGGUUACCUACGAGAACCAGUCUUCAGCUGUUUAUGAUAGGCCCUACGAGACACCAUACGAGGAACCCUCAACAGCACAAUAUGAGAACAUCGGACAAACCUUUGCAAGAAUACCGGAUCCCCCUUCUCUCCCCCCACCAAGGCCUCCCACCGAGGAAGAGAGGAGAGGCAGUUCCUCUUCCUCCUCCUCUUCCUCUUCCUCUUCUUCUUCCUCACAUGCUGAGGAGGAUAAGAAAGAGGAGUCCAAUGGAUACAACAGGGAGGAAGAGAAAGAAUCAGAAGAGGAGGAAGAAGUGCCAAGGGAAGUGGAGGAGGAGAAGGUGGAGUUUGAGGAGAGCAGCCAAGGCAUGGGCUGGGGGUCCCUAGAGUAUGAGGUGGACAGGGGGGUCUCAACACGCAGGUCCUCAUCUUCAUCCUCAUCUUCAUCUUCAUCUUCUUCGGCAACAACGUCACCAGAGCCCCAAAAGGAUGAGUUCAAAGUCACACUUUAUGUUAAGGCUGGGAGUGAUGGUGAGAGCAUCGGAAACUGUCCAUUCUCUCAACGCCUCUUCAUGAUCCUCUGGCUGAAAGGAGUAGUCUUCAAUGUCACCACCGUUGACCUCAAGAGAAAACCAGCUGACCUUCACAACCUGGCUCCAGGGACACACCCACCCUUCCUCACCUUUCAGGGGGAGGUUCUCACUGACGUCAACAAAAUAGAGGAGUAUCUGGAAGAAAUGCUGGCUCCCCCGAAGUAUCCCAAACUUGCUGCAAAGAACCGUGAAUCCAACACAGCAGGAAAUGAUAUUUUUGCCAAGUUCUCGGCUUACGUCAAAAACACAAGGCCGGAUAAACAUCGAGCUCUAGAGAAGAGUCUGAACAAGGCUCUGUCUAAGCUGGAUGAGUAUCUAAUCAGUCCACUUCCUGAUGAAGACAAGACCGGGCGCCAAGGUGGUGAAUCCAACCGUAAAUACUUGGAUGGAGAUGAACUGACUCUGGCGGACUGCAACCUGCUUCCCAAACUGCACGUUGUCAAGGUGGUUGCAAAGAAAUACAGGAACUAUGAUAUUCCGUCUGAAUUCAGAGGGGUGUGGCGUUACCUUAGCAACGCCUACACCCGUGAUGAGUUCACCAACACGUGUGCAGCUGAUGUGGAGAUCGAGCUGGCUUAUAAGGAUGUAGCCAAGAGGCUGGGAAAAUGAAAUCAUUUAUCACUACCACAGUCACAGCCACAACUUCCUCUGCUCUCUCUCCAUUCAGAAAUAUAAUAAAUCAUUUCAAUGAUUCCCAUUAUAUACAGUAUUUUCAAAAGGUCUGACAUUUUUAACAUUAAUGUGCUGAAAUAAGUUAAUGACGCACAGUAAUGUGGUGAUGUAAAGAAACAACUUAAGAAGAUGGAGCUGUGGCUGUGAUGAUUGGCAAUAGAGAGACUUAAAGAGGCUGGUUUUCUUUGUUUAUAGUGAUUAUAAUAUUGCUUCUACUUUUUCUUGUUUCUUAAAGACAUUUGCAAUUAGAGGUGGUAGAACAGGGUUUUGUCUAGGUUUAUGAGGGUCUUAGGUGCUGUUAUGUCUGUUGCUAUUUGAUAAAAAUAACAACAGACAUAACCCUAACCCAAAGAAAUGAUGACGAGGUCAACAUGCAAUUUUAGUUAUACAAAUAAUAUACAGCCUUGUUGACUCAAAAGCUUACUUCAAGAAUUAAAAACAUUAUCUGUUUGGGCUAAUGUGAUAACUCUUUGGACCAGAGUGGGAGAGAAAUUAAUGCUUCCUUAGAUGCUUCUUUGCAAAAAUGCUAACAUCCUGCACCUAAUUCUUAAAAUAAUAGGAAAAACUUUGUAGAAUCACGCUUUCAUAUUUCUCACGUGGAUUGCAUGUGAUUUCUUAACUAUAUUCCAAACUGCAAAAGUAACGUAAAUGAUAGUGAUAAGUAUGUGUCUCAGCCAAAGUAAUGUGUCUUUUAUUGGACCGUUUCAGAUUUUACCUUUUCUGUAUUUCCAUUUCUAUAUUUUGGAUAAGCGAUGUCCUCUUUCUUUUCCUCAUGAGAGCAACAACACUUUAAUUUCAGGUAUUGCCGUAUACUAGAAUGUGUGGAUUGGUUUCUUUUUUGAGAUUGCUAAUCAAACUGAAAAUGCAGUUUCUGUACUUUUACAAUCACACAUAACAGUUAACAGCCUAUUCAUUGUGUUGCACUGUGAGCCUUAGCUGAAAAGGCUUUGUGCACACAGUAUAUCUCAGAUUAAAACUGUUUAUAUAAUUAUAUCAAUCAGCCUUUGUAUUUAUAAAAAAUGCAAUAACAGGAAAGACAAUGGACACUGAUAAAGUUUACCCUAAAUGUGAUGUUUUUAUGUGAUUUCACAUACACUGAUAAUAAUGGAUGUCAUUGUAAUCACGAGUGCCUUACUGGGAAUUAAAACCUCCUUUGCCUUCAGCUCCAGAUGUCUAUAAAGUAAAUUAUAUAUGUUUGAAUAUAAUAUAGAUGUGAAAAGUAAAUAAUGGAUGGGGAUUGUCCUCCUCCACAGAGCUGUGUGAUAAUAAUAUAAUAUGUCUGCAAAUGAUUGGAGCUCAACUUUAUUCACAUUCUGUCUGAUGAUUAGAACCAUGAGCCCACUGUGUAUAUGUCGCUUAUUUGAAUAAUAAAUCUAUU
Molecule: messenger RNA, 3022 nt
Organism: Sphaeramia orbicularis (orbiculate cardinalfish)
Lineage: Eukaryota; Metazoa; Chordata; Actinopteri; Kurtiformes; Apogonidae
Gene: clic5a
Product: chloride intracellular channel 5a
Exons: 9
Coding region: 364-1581 (405 amino acids)
Source: RefSeq, a predicted model, not a curated record